CUUGGUUAGGGCACCUCGCGCGGUUCACGCACGGCGGCUAUAUAUUGGGCUCCAUCUGCAGCUCGCCCGACUGGGGAAUAACGGCUUUCAUUGAGUAGUACUUUUCGGUGCGUGGUUAAAGGAUGAGGACAUCUCUGCUGGACGUCAACCCCAGGUUGAAAGCCAUCGGAGAGUCGCCAUGCAAUGCGCUGAGGGCACGCGCACUACAUAUCACCCAAGAGCUCGCACAGGGGGUCCCGAAGACCUUCUCCCGUGUGGUCGACUUGUGCUCAUUUGAUCCACAGCGGGAAGGGGUCCCACCCAUUACUUUCCUGCAACAGGUACUGGCAGUGUGUCUCUACCCUGAGCUCCUCAGUGAUGAGAACUUUGCGCUAGAUGUUCGCCAGAGAGCUCGGAGGCUCAUACAGAGCUGUGAAGGAUCCAGCGUGGGUUGCUACACUCCUUCAUCGGGCCUAGUUUACAUCCAGCACAGAAUCGCCGAGUUCAUCACUAGAAGAGACGCCGGCGUGCCCACAGACGCCCACAGCAUCUUCAUCUGCUCCGGGUUUUGGAGAACUCUGACGAUGAUGACGAAGUUGCUCAGUAGUUCGGAGGGGGAGCCCCAGAACGGGGUGUUGGUCCCCCUGCCUUACCCCCACACCCUGGCCAUGGUGUUGGGCUUGGCUGGGAUCAGAUCCGUGCCCUACCGCCUACGAGAAGACGCCGGCUGGGCUAUGGAUCUGGAAGAGCUGCAACGCGCCAUUCGCACCGCUAGGGGGUGCUGCAGGCCAAUGGCAAUAUUCAUCAGUAACCCAGGAAACCCCACAGGCCAUGUGCAGAACAGAAAGUCUAUCGAAGAAGUGAUCAAAUUGGCUGCAGCUGAGAAACUCUUCCUAUUGGUUAAUGAGGUGGAUCAGCACAGUGUGCAUGGAUCAGGGAUCCAGUGGGUUUCCUAUAAGAAGGUUCUGUUUGAUAUGGGGCCGAAGUACUGGGACAGUGUGCAGAUGGCAUCCUUCCACUCCUUAUCCAAUGGCCUCAUGGGAGAAUGUGGCCUGAGGGCUGGAUACAUGGAGCUGGUGAACGUGGACAAGGAAGUGAUGAUCUUUGCUGAGACUUUAUUGAAUAUGGACAUCAGCAGCCCAGUCCCAGGCCAGCUUGCUCUGGACAUCCUGCUCAACCCACCCCAGCCCUCUGAGCCAUCCUACGACUUGUACACUCAGGUAGUGGAGCAGUCGGGGAGGGGCGAGUCUCUGAUGCACUGA
Molecule: messenger RNA, 1241 nt
Organism: Gadus macrocephalus (Pacific cod)
Lineage: Eukaryota; Metazoa; Chordata; Actinopteri; Gadiformes; Gadidae
Product: alanine aminotransferase 2-like
Exons: 9
Coding region: 123-1241 (372 amino acids)
Biological process (GO): biosynthetic process
Molecular function (GO): L-alanine:2-oxoglutarate transaminase activity; pyridoxal phosphate binding
Source: RefSeq, a predicted model, not a curated record